GGUGACAAAAUGAAUUGCAUAAUUUUUUUUUCUUUAUUUGCUUUCUUUUUCCAGCCCUAUGUGCCAUGACAGUAAUAGCGCCAAAAAGUUCUUAUGUGUCUUCUUUUAACGACGUAACUCAAGACAAUUUUCAAUUUUACUAUACAAGAUUACUGGACAUAAUCAAACCUGCUUCUUACAUUGCCUUGGAUCUUGAGUUUACUGGAUUGUGCAAAUCGACAUCGAAUGACAUGACCCAUCGCUAUGUAGCCUUGAAAGAGGCUGUUGAAAAAUACUCAGUCGUUUCUUUUGGUCUUUCAGUCUUUAGAAAAGCAGAUCUCAUCACUCAAGAUCCUCCUCGAUCUGGAUCCUCCUCACAACCUGUCCACAACGUUUCGAAAGAGAUCAGCUCUGAUUUUGGAUUGUCUUCACAACCAGUAAAGACAGUGGCGACCGACUUUUAUCACACUUAUUAUUGCGACAAUUUUAACUUUUUAGUGUGUAUCAACAGUGACUUAGUGGUAGAUGACUCCACAGGCAAAUUCCUGACAGAUCAUAACUUUAGUUUUGAUCGUUUAUUUCAAAAAGGCGUUCGAUUCUUACCACCCUCACAGCAAAAAACCAACACACUUUCAGACCAAGAACGCAAAGACGCCAUUAAAUUGACAAACAUGUGGAAUGCCAUCACUGAUAUUUUAAAAUACCACAAUAUCCCACUCAUUGUUCAUAAUGGCAUUUAUGAUAUGAUGUUCUUAUACCAUAGUUUUCUGGGCAUUUUACCUGACACUUUGAGAGAAUUCGAAUCAAGGCUUUCAGAACGAUUUUCUUCAGGUAUCUAUGAUACAAAGCAAAUCGUGAAAGAAUAUGGACCCGAAUUCAGUGCGAGUUUUUUAUCGUAUGCGUUUAAUAAGGCAGACAGAAUAAGACAGAAUCGAUUUAAUGCAAGCACUCCACUAAAGCCUUAUUUCCAAGUAAUUGUGAAUAAGCAAAUUGAUCCCUUGACACCCAAUGAUACUGAAGCUAUCAAACCAAUUCCUCAUUCAGGCAUUAAAAGAAGACUCCCUUGGAAGACUGAACCUGUUGUACAAUCAGAAAAGAUUGCUUUUUGUAAAGCAUUUGCUGAACGAGGUUAUUGCUCUAAACAAACAACAGAUCCACUACAUCAAGCCAAUAGUGAACUUCAUGAUAUCCAACGUAUUCUCGAUCAUGAAAUGGGAUUUUCGAAAUACAAGCAAGUUUAUCUGUCAGAUAAAUCCCAGACUGAUAUAGACGGUGCCCAUGCUGCUCAUUUCGAUGCCUAUAUGACUGCAUUUGUGUUUUGUUAUUUCAACAUGACGCUUUCUCCUCAAGACUUAAAAGAGGUGUUCAAUAAGAUCCAUAUUGAUAGGUCCAUUCAUCCACUUAGACUGCCAUCAUUAAAAAAGUAAAAAUAAAAU
This is a messenger RNA of Gilbertella persicaria, 1415 nucleotides long. Its product is annotated as ribonuclease H-like domain-containing protein. Bases 66 to 1406 code for a protein of 446 amino acids. Lineage: Eukaryota; Fungi; Mucoromycota; Mucoromycetes; Mucorales; Choanephoraceae. The record is from RefSeq and is a predicted model, not a curated record. The transcript is spliced from 2 exons. Gene Ontology annotation, molecular function: 3'-5'-RNA exonuclease activity; snRNA binding. Gene Ontology annotation, cellular component: cytoplasm; Cajal body. Gene Ontology annotation, biological process: snRNA 3'-end processing.